AAAGCUCUAUUACAAGCAUGAUCGCAUGGGUCUAGGACAUAAAUUCUGUUCUCAUAUCAUGAUAGGCAAGACCUCGCAUUCCCGGAUGUGGAUACAGUGUCACAGACGGACAGGAAGCUUGCAUCGUCUACCCUAGCCAAUCACGCUGCCUCCUUGAUCUACCCAGCAAAAUUCUUGAACCGAGAACACGCCGUCACCCUCUACAGGGAUGUCAAAGUCGUUUCGCAGCUGAGGGGUGCCUGCAAUGCGUUUCAGAGGCAGGCCCGCGCUGCGCAGCCCACGCAAGAGGACCUUGUCAAUGCAAAUAAGUGGUUGCCAUGGGAUGAGGUGAUUCAUUGUGUGGACAUGCAGACAGAAAGAUUUGACAUGGCACGCUCACAGAGUGCCAAGGCUAGGGAGAGCAGGAAUCUACUGUCGAUCGCGCUUUUUGUAUUGAUACCUCCUUCCAGAGGACAAGAGAUCCGGACACUGCGAAUUGCCCCGUCCGGUGACAGAGAACACGUCCAGGGACUGAAUUCAUUAGUCUUGAAUUCAGAUGGCACCCUCAUGUUCAGAUUCGAGGAUUACAAAACAUAUGGCUCUCAUGGGGUUGAUGUCACAAAUUUGCCAGAAGAUCACAGAUUGAACGUCAUCAUAAGGGAAUAUCUGGACAAAUACAGAGAUAUUCUUCUCGACGCCGCUGACGAUGGCACAACCAACAAUUUUCUUCUCCUGGUAAGUUAUGACUUCAGUUUCCAAUUAUAUUUUUUCAAAGGGCUCACUGAUCUUCUUGGAACUAGUGAUUGUUGGAUAGAACCCUAACCCUAACCCUAACCCUAACCCUAACCCUAACC
Nematostella vectensis (starlet sea anemone) is the source of this 833-nucleotide messenger RNA. RefSeq lists its product as uncharacterized. The transcript has 6 exons. The record is from RefSeq and is a predicted model, not a curated record. Bases 346 to 801 code for a protein of 151 amino acids. Lineage: Eukaryota; Metazoa; Cnidaria; Anthozoa; Actiniaria; Edwardsiidae.